Fomitopsis serialis is the source of this 2250-nucleotide messenger RNA. Its product is annotated as P-loop containing nucleoside triphosphate hydrolase protein. The annotation marks the transcript as partial. NCBI's taxonomy places the organism in Eukaryota, Fungi, Basidiomycota, Agaricomycetes, Polyporales, Fomitopsidaceae. The transcript is spliced from 24 exons. The record is from RefSeq and is a predicted model, not a curated record. Gene Ontology annotation, biological process: double-strand break repair via homologous recombination. Gene Ontology annotation, molecular function: nucleic acid binding; 3'-5' DNA helicase activity; ATP binding. Gene Ontology annotation, cellular component: cytoplasm; chromosome.
UUUGGGCAUUCCGAGUACAAAGGGAAACAGAAAGAGAUAGUCGAGGCCGCCGUUCAAGGUACCGACGUCUUUGUGCUUGCACCCACAGGAAUGGGAAAGAGCCUGUGCUUCCAGCUACCCGCGAUAGCAGCACCGGACGGUCUGACAGUGGUCGUGUCACCAUUGCUGGCCUUGAUGAAGAACCAGAUUGCUAAGCUCCGCUCCCUCGAUGUCUCUGUUGUCGCUUUCACGUCUGAGACGUCUCAAGAAGAGAAGGCAGAGAUCACGGACGACCUGGGAUCAGGCCACCCCUCCUACCGUCUCCUCUACAUCAGUCCAGAGAAGUUCUGCACUACUGAGAUCCGCAAACUUCUUACUGCCGUGUACAACGAGGGGAAACUGAAUCGCCUGGUUGUUGAUGAAGCACAUUGUAUCUCUGAAUGGGGCCACGACUUCCGCGGGGAAUACCGCAAAUUAGGGUCGUUCAGACAGAAAUACCCAGGUAUACCUAUCAUGGCACUGACCGCUACCGCUACUCCUGUGGUGCAGGAUGACAUAGUACGCAAUUUGAACAUGUCGGACGAAGAUCUCUUCAAGGUCGUCCAUCCCUUCAACCGGCCCAACCUCUUCUACGAAGUCCGCUACUUGUCCUCACCCGAUCCGGCCUUUCACAUGAAGGACGUGCUCGAUUACAUACACGGCCUCCAUGACAGGCGCGGACAGCCUUCGUCUGGGAUCAUAUAUUGUCGGACGCGUAACAGAUGCAAUGACCUUGCUGCGUACUUGCGCGGGAAGGGUCUCAAUGCACGACCAUAUCACAGGGGUAUCAAGCCCGCGCAACUGGACAGAACGUUGAAAGACUGGGAGAUAGGCGGGACGGGCGAAGGCGGUGUUGACGUGGUUUGCGCCACGAUCGCCUUCGGUAUGGGUAUUGACAAGGCGGACGUACGGUACAUCCUCCACUAUGACCUACCGAAAAGUUUCGAAGGCUACUAUCAAGAAACAGGCCGAGGAGGCCGUGAUGGACAGCCUUCGAAAUGCAUAUUGUUCUACUCGAGGGAAGAUGUGGUCAGAGUCCGCAAAUGGGUAGCGGGAUCGCACGAAAGACGGUUGGUCCGUGCGGAGUCGAUGGAGGGACCUAUACCUAGUCAACGAGCGGUGAACAGCUUGGAUGCCUUGAUCACCUUCGCAGAGAGCGUGCACCUAUGCCGACAUGUGAUAAUAUGCCGGUAUUUUGGUGAGCGUAUCGCUAGCGACGACCCUGACGUGUUGAAGGCAUACUGCAAUGGCAUGUGCGACGUGUGCAAGUACCCGGAGAAGACGAGGCGUCGGAAAUCCGAAUUGUCGGCGGACGAGCUCGUCAGUUCGCAAACAGCGUUACUCCAUCAGCAGGCCCGCGGCGAAGACGACGACGACGAUGAACCCCACGCACGUGCGACCGUCAGUCGCAACGUGACUGGGCCAAAGCGCAUGGCCUCCGCGAGCAACGUGAAUGAUGAAUGGAGGACCAGGUACAGAGAUGGCGACGAGGACGAUGUGGACGUUGCGCCGGCCACGUCGCGAACGGGGCAUCGCAACAGGACGGAGACGUCUCGGCCUACAUCCUUCGACUCGAAGAAACGGCCGAGUACUGGCGUUGUGGGUGAUGCUGAUGGUAGUCUGGCAGCGUCGCGGUUGAAGCAGACGAUAAGCAAGCCGUUCAAGACCCCAUCAUUCAAGCCGCCCAUCCGUCAAACUGGGCCAUCAUCUCAAGAAGAGGAUGAUGCUGAUGUCAAUGGUUCUAGAAGGAAACAACAUGUCAACACGAGAGGGGGUCCGACAUCAGCGAGGGCCCCGCGUCCCGUACGAGACGAAUCCUUCGGAUCGAACCCGACGGACGACCCCGAGGAGGUUCACCCUGCGCAUGCGGCGCUCGACGAGGACGUGAUCGAGAUCGACUCAGACUCGGACGAGGAGGCGAGCGUCGUACCGGUGCCAUCAACCGCGCUCCCGCCAACUGACGUAGAGGUGGACAACGCGUUCUCGCAAAAGAAGAUCCCGCUCGAUGAGCGCAAAGAGGUGUUCGGUCGCAUCCGAGGCGCCCUGCACGCCGUCUUCAGGUCGGGUUCCGCAAGCGGCGACGCGCUGUGGGGGAAGCUGAAUCUGUCGUCUGCCGACGAUGAAGUGCGAAACAGGCUCCUGGCCACUGCCGCAAGAAACCUCGAAUUAUCGGUCCAGUCUCUGUGCACGACGACGGAGAGGUACAAACUGCGAUCCAGGACCUCGUCAAGG